Molecule: messenger RNA, 1494 nt
Organism: Macrobrachium nipponense
Lineage: Eukaryota; Metazoa; Arthropoda; Malacostraca; Decapoda; Palaemonidae
Exons: 1
Coding region: 1-1494 (497 amino acids)
Biological process (GO): DNA integration
Molecular function (GO): nucleic acid binding
Source: RefSeq, a predicted model, not a curated record
AUGCCGGAUGCACUCUCUCGUUCACCAGUUCAGAGCCUUGUUGAGGACAAUGAUGUGCUGGAUGAUGCAGAUCCAUUGCAUGCUGCUGUUGUAUCGUCUUUACUAGCUACUUGUGAGGAGGGCAUAAGGUUAGCUCCUCUACGGGACCAGACGCUGGAUAAGAUUCGUGAUGCUUCUGCACAUGAUGGUGAAUAUCAGUCAUUAGGAGAUGUAGUAAUGAAAGGAUUUCCAGAUCAUAAGCAUAGCUUACCAGAAGAGUUGCGAGCAUACUGGGGAAUUCGGGACAUGCUGGCCGUGGAUGAUGGUUUGAUAGUUUAUGGACCUAGACUUCUCAUACCUCGCAGCCUGCGUAGCGAAACUUUGCAGUGUCUACAUGAUGCUCACCAAGGAGUGGACCGCACCAAGCGUCGAGCACGCCAGACUGUAUACUGGCCAGGGAUUGACAGGGACGUUGAGAAUACAGUGAAGUCUUGUUCUCGUUGCCGAGAGCUGUUACCAAGUCAGCAGAAUGAGCCUUUGAUGCAGGAAGACUUGCCAAGUCGAGUAUUUGAGUCCGUGUCUGCUGAUUAUUUUCAUAUCUCUGGCAAGACAUUUCUUGUGUACAUUGAUCGCCUAUCAGGUUGGCCGUAUGUAUCUUCGUGCAAUGGAUCAACUUCUGCAGCUCAACUAGUUAGUUUGUUGAGGCCAAUAUUUUCAGACACAGGUGUGCCUGUAGUACUGAAAACGGAUGGAGGACUGCAGUUCGCUUCAUCAACAUUGCGGCGUUUCCUUGCUCGAUGGGGGGUGGAACACCGCGUGACAUCGCCCUAUAAUCCAAAAGCAAAUGGUCAUGCCGAAGCUACCGUGAAGAUCAUCAAGAAGUUUAUUUUGACAACCACAAGAAAUAGCAAGCUGGAUGAGGAUAAGUUCGCACGAGGGCUUCUUGAGCUCAGGAAUACUCCACGGGCGGACGGUAGAUCUCCAGCGCAAAUCUUGUUUGGACAUCCUUUGCGUUCCAAGAUUCCGGCUCAUCAUCGUUCAUUUGCAAAGGAAUGGCAACGUACAGCUGACGAAUGUGACAUAAAGGCUAAGUACCUUCGGCAGCAGGCAAAGGAACGAUAUGAUGCCACUGCUAGACCACUCUCUAAGCUGAACCUUGGUAUGUACGUGGAUCUGCAGGACCCUAAGACAAAACGAUGGGAUAAACCAGGAGUUGUGGUCGGAAUUGGCACGAGGAGGGAUUACCUCGUGAAGACUGGGAGUGGGGCGCAUCUAUGGAGAAAUCGGAGGUUCCUACGACCUCAUCACCCUUUUUUGCCAGGAGACAUUAUUUCUCCGCCUAUCUCGGUGUUGGGUGGCGAAGCUUCAGGAUAUGGAGAUCGUAGAUCACCUGCAACAUCACCUAAGCCUGAUACUCAGUUAUCAGUUGCCUUACCAGUACGACGUAGUGGACGUCAGACACGGGCACCAGAGCGUUUAGAAAUAAGAUGGGACUCAAAAUCAUAUAAUAAAUAA